AUAAAGGAUAACACUGGAUCAUAAUGUCCCUCGCCUAUUACUUUCUUUCUUUUAUUGUCUUCCUGUGCUUUUUUCGCCUAUAUUCACUUUUCCGCAAACGAGCCAGACUUAACGCUUUACUGAAACCACACAAUGAGCAGCUCCGAUAACAUCCAAGCUUUGAGCACCCAAUUCCAAUCCCUGCGAAACGUGCAAGGCCAUUACAUGGGUGGAGAUUUCAACGAGCAGGUUGAUGCUCCCAACGGUGCCAAGCACAACGCCAUGAAGGCGCUUGGCGAACGUUUUGGAGCCCCCGCAACACCAGCAACGGAAGUUCUUUCGCAUCUUGGCAAGCCCGAUGAACUAACACCCACCCUUCCACACGAGCUUACUUCGCAACAUGUUGCAACUAUGCCUGGACCUGCCGUACCCGGAUCGGAAUCAGCUGAAGCUCUCCAAAAGCCAUAUUAUCUUGUAUACUAUUGGCGCUCCAAGCACGACUACCUGUGGUUCAAGGUCGAUCCAGUCAAGGAAACCGUCAUCAACUCUGACUGGUAUCAGGCAUUGGACUAAAAUCUGUGUAAAAUAUCUGUCAGAUAGUUGUGGUUAGAUUUAUUGAUCGCAAUAAAGAAAUGUUUAUAUUGUAUUGCGUCGAU
Molecule: messenger RNA, 635 nt
Organism: Umbelopsis ramanniana AG
Lineage: Eukaryota; Fungi; Mucoromycota; Umbelopsidomycetes; Umbelopsidales; Umbelopsidaceae
Exons: 4
Coding region: 133-552 (139 amino acids)
Source: RefSeq, a predicted model, not a curated record